This is a messenger RNA of Drosophila takahashii, 1729 nucleotides long. It is a transcript of the gene ArfGAP1, whose product is annotated as ADP-ribosylation factor GTPase-activating protein 1. Gene Ontology annotation, biological process: regulation of endocytosis; regulation of ARF protein signal transduction. The record is from RefSeq and is a predicted model, not a curated record. Gene Ontology annotation, cellular component: Golgi membrane. Gene Ontology annotation, molecular function: GTPase activator activity. Lineage: Eukaryota; Metazoa; Arthropoda; Insecta; Diptera; Drosophilidae.
AGUUUCCAGUUGCCAUGGCGAGUCCCAGGACGCGCAGGGUGCUCCAGGAACUGAAGCCCCAGGACGAGAACUCGAAAUGCUUCGAGUGCGGAACCCACAAUCCCCAGUGGGUUUCCGUGACCUACGGCAUCUGGAUCUGCCUGGAGUGCUCCGGCAAGCACCGCAGCCUGGGCGUCCACCUGUCCUUCGUGCGCUCCGUCACCAUGGACAAGUGGAAGGACAUCGAGCUGGAGAAGAUGAAGGCGGGCGGCAAUCGCAAUGCCCGCGAGUUCCUCGAGGAUCAGGCCGACUGGAACGACCGGGCGCCCAUCACGCAGCGCUACAAUUCCAAGGCUGCCGCUCUCUACCGCGAUAAGAUAGCCACCUUGGCGCAGGGCAAGAGCUGGGAUUUCAAGGAGGCGGAGGGACGAGUGGGCAGCAACAAUAGUUACGGAGGAGGUGGCGGCAGCUCCCAGUCGCGACCCAGUGCAACAGGUUAUGGCGGCAGCGGGGGCUAUCAGAAUGGAGGAGGCGCUGGAGGCGGUGGCGAAACUGGAGGCUAUCAGCAGUACCAAACGCAGGAGUUCAAGGACCAGAAGGAGGAGUUCUUCAGCAAGCGCCAAGUGGAGAAUGCCUCCAGGCCAGAACACUUGCCACCGAGUCAGGGCGGAAAGUAUGCAGGUUUCGGGUUCACACGCGAGCCCCCACCGAAAACGCAAUCUCAGGAGCUCUUCGACUCGACGCUGUCCACCUUGGCCUCCGGCUGGAGCCUCUUCUCCACCAACGCCUCCAAGUUGGCCAAUACCGCCAAGGAGAAGGCCGUCACCACAGUCAAUUUGGCCUCAACGAAGAUUAAAGAAGGAACUUUGCUAGAUUCCGUUCAGAGCGGAGUCACCGAUGUAGCCAGCAAGGUCACCGAUAUCGGCAAACGAGGCUGGAACAAUUUGGCCGGUAGCAACAUUUCGUCUCCCCAGGGAGGAUACAACGACCCGAACUUCGAGGACAGCGCCUAUCAGCGCUCCAACUCGGUGGGCGGCAAUCUGGCCGGCGGACUGGGCCAGCAGAGCGGCGUUAGCGACAGCGACUGGGGCGGCUGGCAGCAGGACAACGGCAACAACAAGACGCACCUGACCGGCUCCAGUUCGUACCACAAUCAGUUGAGCACCAGCGGCACCGCCGGCACCGCCACCGCCGGCCUCACCCGCGACGACGACUGGUCUGGGUUUGAGGCGUCCAAUUACCAGAGCGCGGAGACCUCCUACCAGAAUGCUCCGUCCGGCGGAUCGACCGCCCGCCGCAACAUGAAGCUGCAGGACACUUCGCAGAAGCUGAGCGAGGGCUUCGAGAAUCUGGACGUGAAGAAUGUGAAGCCCAAGCCGACUGCCUCGUCGGGCAACAAGGCCACCGCCGAGGACGACGCCUGGGACCUGUUGAUGAACUAGAAUCCGAACCGAUUGUAACGAUUGUAUUUUGUAUUCCAUUCAGUUGUGUUGUGUCUCCUUCUUUGUUACCUGUGUCUUGAUGUCAGGCCGAGGCUGCUGUGCGCGCAUUUAAUGUAACUAACUGAACAUGUAUUCCCCCAACUAACGGCGAGCUCCAACUUCAAACGUACAGUGCAACUAUUCCCGUUUAUUUCCACAGUUUAGACCAAUUUUGUAUAGAUCUACUUAACGAAUUACCUAGCUUAAAAUAUAUACCAGGAUUCUGAGGGAGGCGAGAUGAGAAAAUACAUAUUAUGUUAGCAAGUGUA